ACCACAAGGUAUAAUCAUCUUAUAAGUGUUGGAGAAAGGAAAAAGAACGUUAGAAAUUGAUCAGACGAGAAACGCAAGAACGUUCAUCAGUGGGAUCAUUGUGAAACUAGUAAUAAUGAUGAACAGGAAAGAAGUGGGUGAGGGUUUUCGUGCACCUAGGAGGAUUUCUAAUUGCUUCAAGGACAGAGACGAGGAGCUCUCGUUCUUUCGGGACCUCCAGAAACGCCAGAAAGAUCAAGUCGCCAGCCUUCUUCAGCCUGUUUCUGAAGAGUUUGAAGAAGCAAAUGGAAACUAUGGGCUCUACAGAAUGGAUUCAGGAGGAAGAAAAGGGAGUGGGCUUGAAUUUCUUGGUGAGAGUGGCAAAAAUGACCUCAACUGGUUGAAAACACCGCCAGCAACGCCUCUCUUUCCGUCCCUUGAGAUGGAAACAAACGGCCAAGAACUUGUAGUUCAGAGAGAGUUACCAAUCAUCCAGCCUCGUACGAGGUUUGCAGCUAAUCCAGAAGGAACAAAAACAGGGCUGAACAGAUCAACGUCCCCCAUUCCAAAGUCAAAACUUCCCCAACGACACAAGACACCUAAUGGGAGGCCGAGCUUAUCAUCGUUAAUUGACAAGAAAAGCAUGAAAAGCGCACCAACGAUGAUCCAGACAACCAGCACGGUUCCUGAUAAAACGAAGCAAGUUAUCAACCCAGUUGUUAAGGCCACCAUCCACAAAGAAAGCCACCCGAACUUUCCAGCUUCAAACCUGUCAAAAAGCAUGGGAACAGAACCAAAUUCAAGUGCAACGCCCAAAAGCAAAGGCGUUUCACCUUUCGUUAGGCAAAAGAUCCCCGGAUUUUCAGACGAGACGCCUCCUAAUCUCAGAACGACAAAUAGGCCAGCAUCAGCAACUCGAGGAAGGCCGACGAAUCAAAAUCUUUCAACCCCACAAAAAGAGGACAGGAUUUUGAAGAUCAGAAGGCAAUCAUGCUCCCCAAGUGUGACCAGGGGUCGGAAAUUGGAGGCGAAUGGAAACACAAGUGAUCAAACUAACGCUGUUGGCAAAGCUCGACAAGCUGGAAACAGGGCACAAGUUUUAGGUAGUCGGAUGGUGGACAGGUUUAUGAAUGCAAGAAUCUCCAAUGCAGAAGAGAUACGAGCAAAAAUAAAACUGAACGGAUCGAUGAACGAGAAUUCCACAGUUCCCAAAGGUGAAGCAAGACAAGUUAACGUUAAGUUGAAUGAUUCCAUGAAUGAGAACUCAGGCUUUGGAAGGUUGAUGUCAAGGAGUUCACUUGAUAUGGCUCUCAAACACAUGGAAUUUGAAAGAGAUGGAAGCAGUAGCCGCAAGCAUGGCAUGGUACCUGGAAGAAAAUAUUGAGCCAUCAAGAGCAUCUCAAGACUGCUGCAAAAAGGGAAAUGAGGCAUAUAUAUAUAGCUAGAGAGAACUGCUCAAACCAAAAUCACUUCACUAUAUAAACAAGAGAGAGGAGAAUUACAUAUGUUAGUUCACUCCUUUAAUUUAGGGCUUAAUGGAAUCUACCCACGUGAUAUUACAAACGAUCAAAUUAUCUCUUUACGAUAAGAAAAGAAUAAUAAUUUAACUCCAUGUACUUUUUAAAAUAGUGUGAUUUACCUCUCUAUUUAAGGGGGUAAAUUGCUGCAUUUUGAAAAACACAGAGGGAUAAAUUGUUGUAUUAUAAAAA
Molecule: messenger RNA, 1688 nt
Organism: Sesamum indicum (sesame)
Lineage: Eukaryota; Viridiplantae; Streptophyta; Magnoliopsida; Lamiales; Pedaliaceae
Biological process (GO): cortical microtubule organization
Cellular component (GO): cortical microtubule
Source: RefSeq, a predicted model, not a curated record